AUGACCGAGCUACUCAUCCUGGACGGUCGACCGCACACCCGGUGCAGUGCCUGCUUUGAACGCCUGCAUCACUUCAAGGACCGCACCGAUUUCGACCGAGAUGGCAUCGACCGCGUCAAAUGGAAGUACGCGAAGAAAAUAGCGCAGGUGCGGAAGAAGCUCGGCAAGAAGUUCUACCGCACCUACAUGCCCGACGAUGCCGUGAACAUGGCAACCCUCAACGGCGUACUGGAAGUACCGUUUUAUACCGACUCUGGAAAUGAUGCGAACAUCAUUUCAGAAGAAAUGCUGGAAGCAUUGAAGACGAAGACUGAAGACGACGUGGUUCAACUGGUGAAGACCUGGAAAGGUUACGCCGUGGAUGAACAGCCGAUGUAUACAGACGUGGCGGCGAACCUGCGAAUCCGUCUGAGCACUGCAGCUGGACCUGUCAACCUACCCGGUGUGCAACUAUGCUACGUAAUCAGCCGCAGCGACUCAUUUCCCGUCUCGCGCUAUGCGUUGCAGUCCACUGGGAUCAACAUCAACCACUUGUUGGAACAAGUGGCUCAAGACCAAAGUCAUGAAGACGGUGAUGACGUGGGUGAACCCGACGAAGACGAAGUCAAUUGCCUUCGGGGUGGCGACUCGCCGUUUGCAAAUGGUGAACAAGACCUCGAGAAACUCGAUGAAGAAGCCACAGCGUCACUGUUGGAAAAAGCGUUUGAAACGCUCAAGAUCAAACACGUCAAGACCCGCAAGGUCAAGGAAAUCGUCACGCAGGUCUCAGCCAAGGGCGUUUGGCGCGCACAAUUCCGUGGAACAAUCAGCGAACGUAUCAAACAUGGACAUCAAGCUAAGGCCGAUGCCCAGCCGCACCCGGCCCGCAAGACCAGUCUUUUAGAGACGAAGUUCCUGGAUGCAUUUGGAAACCAGCUUGAAGAAGAUUGCAUUAUCUAUUCCAACUCUUCGAGUGCAUACUGUAGUCCAGUCAACCCGGUGAUGAAACCAAGCGGCAAGAAGCUGCUCAAGACAAGCGGUGAAUAG
Molecule: messenger RNA, 1026 nt
Organism: Aphanomyces astaci
Lineage: Eukaryota; Oomycota; Saprolegniomycetes; Saprolegniales; Verrucalvaceae
Exons: 2
Coding region: 1-1026 (341 amino acids)
Source: RefSeq, a predicted model, not a curated record